Messenger RNA from Bacidia gigantensis, 816 nucleotides. RefSeq lists its product as uncharacterized. The transcript has 2 exons. Lineage: Eukaryota; Fungi; Ascomycota; Lecanoromycetes; Lecanorales; Ramalinaceae. The coding region runs from base 1 to 816 and encodes 271 amino acids. The record is from RefSeq and is a predicted model, not a curated record.
AUGGCUGCGAGAUCAGCUGUUUCAUCGAACGAAAUCAACACACAUUCUGCUACAUGGAGUGCUCACCAGAUUCCAACCAAGCUGCCUCUGAGCCAAGUAGGUAAUCCGAAUCCACAGCACCAGCAGCGUCCGUCAAGGUACUUACAUAAAGCAGCAAGGGAAAUUCUCCCACUUCUUCGUGCCCGUGCAAAUGGCGAGAAAGAAGGUACUACGACCAGCACCAUCAAUGUACCAUGCAGUGGCCAAAACAUUCAAAAACUCCAAGCCCGUGCACACACCAUUCGCCACGCAAACACAACUGCCUCUCCGGCAGCGGUCUCAACCAUCACUGUCACUGUGACCAUCACCACAAUCCCAGACUACUGCCUCACAGCCGUGCACUUCAGUCCAAUCCCCAUCGUCCCAACAGCAACACUCACACAAGCCUCCUCACUCCUCGCCGCCGCAAGCGCAGCCCUCCAAUCCGCCACUGCCACGACAGGUCCCGCCAAUACCAGCAUCUCCAUCAUCACACCAGCACCAGCACCCGUCCCCAUCAUCCCUGCCCCGAAGCUCAUCGGCACGGCUGCGAAUGCAGGCAUCCCCCAGGGCGCCAACUCCACGCUGCCGAGACUGACGCCCACACCAACGUCGACGACAAUUGGAGCAGCAGCCCCGAUCCAGCCCGUCCGUGGCGACGCGUCCAGCUUUACCAGACGCGAGGAAUUCUCCAUUGCUGUGUCUACUGCGCUCGGGAUCUUACUAUUUGAUUGGGUCUUUGUGCCUUUUCUCCGUGCGAUGGCAGAGAGGGCUACGCGCGCUGUGAAGAGGGAAUAG